GGGGCCCCGGCGCCCCCCGAGCGAGGGCGGCCCGCCCGCGGCUCGCCGUUUGACAGAUGCUCAUCGCCAUGGAGUUGCCGCAGCAGCACCUCUGGGGGCUCGGGCGAGCGACGGGAGCCGGGAUCUGAGCGAGCGCCGGGGCCAGCGGAGCCGGAGCCGCCGGGACAUGGUUGCAGAUCUGACCUCUUCUGAACACGUGGCCGUGUCUCCAUCCCUGGGACUCUGAACCCAGCAGCUGGACCACUUUGUCCUUGGGAUUUUGGGUGUCCUCUCUUCUCACCUUUCCCUUGUCCCCUCUUCCCUCCUACCUCCUGAGAACUCCUGAAGACUGUAGGAUUGUCAUGGAGUCCAGGGAAAUCUUAAGCAGCUCCCGGCAAAGGGGGGACGAAUCCGAAUUUCUGCCUGUCUCCUCGGCCAAGCCCCCAACUGCUCCUGGCUGUGCAGGAGAACCUUUGCUCUCUGCUCCAGGAACUGGGAAGGGGAUCCCAGUGGGCGGAGAACGCAUGGAGCCAGAGGAGGAGGAUGAACUGGGCUCAGGGCGGGAUGUGGAUUCCAACUCAAAUGCAGACAGCGAGAAAUGGGUUGCAGGAGAUGGCCUGGAAGAACAAGAAUUCUCUAUCAAGGAGGCAAACUUCACAGAGGGAAGUCUGAAGCUGAAGAUUCAGACCACCAAGCGGGCUAAGAAACCCCCAAAGAAUCUGGAGAACUAUAUAUGCCCACCUGAGAUCAAGAUCACCAUUAAGCAAUCUGGCGACCAGAAGGUGUCCCGUGCUGGGAAAAAUAGCAAAGCCACGAAGGAGGAGGAAAGAAGCCACUCCAAAAAGAAGCUCCUCUCAGCCAGUGACCUUGCAGCCAGCGACCUCAAAGGAUUUCAGCCACAGGCUUACGAGCGGCCACAGAAACAUUCAAAUCUCCACUAUGACCCAGGCCUCCCACAGGACGUCACCAGUGACACCUUAAAACCAAAGCACCAGCAAAAAAGCAGCAGCCAGAACCACAUGGACUGGUCCACCAACUCUGACAGUGGACCUGCCACUCAGAAUUGUUUCAUCAGUCCAGAGUCUGGCAGAGAAACUGCAAGCACCAGCAAGAUCCCUGCUCUUGAGCCCAUGGCUUCCUUUGCAAAGGCCCAGGGUAAGAAAGGCAGUGCAGGGAGCACAUGGAGUCAGUUGUCCAACAGCAGCAAAGAUCUGCUCUUGGGAGGUGUGGUCCCAUCCCCGGGCAGCCACAGCUCACCAGCUGCACCUAGCAGCUCUGCAGAGUGCAACGGGCUUCAACCUUUGGUAGAUCAAGAUGGAGGAGUUGCAAAGGAGCCCCCAGAACCACCUACUCUAGGCAGCAAGAAAAAGUCCAGUAAAAAAGAUGUGAUAAGUCAGACCAUAUCAAAUCCAGACCUGGACUGGGUCAAGAAUGCUCAGAAAGCAUUUGACAAUACAGAAGGGAAAAGGGAAGGCUACCCCGCAGAUAACGCCCAAGAGGCAUCACCAGCCAGGCAGGGUGUGAGUUCUAUCAGUAAUCAAAAUGACUCGAGUCAUGUCCGGAUUACUAUCCCUAUCAAAGCACCCUGUCUAGAUCCAACCAGCCAUAAGAGGAAAAAGAGACAGUCCAUCAAAGCAGUGGUGGAAAAGAUCAUGCCAGAGAAAGCCCUGGCUUCUGGAAUCACUAUGAGCAGUGAAGUGGUUAACAGGAUACUUUCUAACACUGAGGGAAACAAGAAAGAUCCCCGUGUCCCUAAGUUGAGUAAAAUGAUGGAGAGCGAGUCCCCCUCAGUUGGCCUUGAAACAGGUGGAAAUGCCGAGAAAGUCAUUCCUGGAGGUGUGUCUAAGCAGAGGAAGCCACCCAUGAUCAUGACGCCUCCGACAUGCACGGAUCACUCUCCCUCGAGAAAGCUGCCGGAAAUCCAGCAUCCCAAAUUUGCCGCAAAACGGAGGUGGACAUGCAGCAAACCAAAGCCCACCAGUAUGCUUCGGGAGGCAGUCAUGGCCACCUCUGAUAAACUGAUGGUGGAACCGCCGUCUGCCUACCCCAUCACCCCAUCCAGCCCUCUGUACACCAACACAGACAGUCUUACUGUGAUCACACCGGUCAAGAAGAAGCGGGGGCGGCCAAAGAAGCAGCCCCUGCUCACGGUUGAGACGAUUCACGAGGGGACUUCCACCAGUCCUGUCAGCCCCAUCAGCCGGGAGUUCCCUGGCACAAAGAAAAGAAAGAGGCGACGCAGCCUAGCCAAGUUGGCCCAACUAGUGCCGGGAGAGGACAAGCCUAUAAGUGAGAUGAAAUUUCACAAAAAAGUUGGAAAGCUUGGGGUGUUGGAUAAGAAGACCAUCAAAACCAUCAAUAAGAUGAAAACACUCAAGAGGAAAAAUAUCUUGAACCAGAUCUUGUCCUGCUCCAGCAGCAUUGCCCUGAAGGCUAAAGCUCCCCCUGAGACCAGCCCUGGGGCAGCGGCAAUUGAGAGCAAGUUGGGCAAGCAGAUUAAUGUCAGCAAGAGGGGAACCAUCUACAUUGGCAAGAAGCGGGGUAGGAAGCCGAGAGCAGAGCUGCCACCCGCGUCCGAGGAACCCAAAACAGCCAUCAAGCACCCCAGGCCUGUCCCUGGCCAGCCGGAUGUCCCAGCCGUGCCUUCCAACUUUCAGUCUCUUGUGGCAUCUUCACCAGCAGCCAUGCACCCACUUGCCACACAGUUAGGUGGGUCCAAUGGCAACCUGAGCCCCGCCAGCACUGAAACCAACUUUUCCGAGUUGAAAACUAUGCCAAAUCUCCAGCCCAUCAGUGCUCUUCCAACCAAAACCCAGAAGGGAAUCCAUGGUGGAGCCUGGAAGCUGUCUCCGCCCAGGCUGAUGGCCAACUCACCCUCCCACCUUUGCGAGAUUGGGUCACUCAAGGAAAUCACGCUGUCACCUGUGAGUGAGUCGCACAGCGAGGAGACGAUCCCGAGUGACAGCGGCAUCGGGACAGACAACAACAGCACGUCUGACCAAGCGGAGAAGAGUUCAGAAUCCCGACGGAGGUACUCUUUUGAUUUCUGCUCCCUGGACAACCCGGAGACCCUUCCGUCUGACACCAGCACAAAGACCCGGCACGGCCACCGGCAGAAGCAUCUCAUGGUGGACAACUUCCUGGCCCACGAGAGCCUCAAGAAGCCAAAGCACAAGAGGAAACGGAAAAGCCUGCAAAAUCGUGAUGAUCUCCAGUUUCUGGCAGACCUGGAAGAGCUCAUCACCAAGUUCCAGGUGUUCAGGAUCUCCCACCGGAGUUACACCUUCUACCACGAGAAUCCGUAUCCCAGCAUUUUUCGGAUUAAUUUUGAUCACUAUUACCCGGUGCCAUAUAUCCAGUAUGACCCGUUGCUCUAUCUUCGUAGGACUUCAGACUUGAAGUCAAAGAAGAAGCGUGGUAGGCCUGCAAAAACCAAUGACACCAUGACAAAGGUGCCUUUUUUACAAGGGUUCAGCUACCCUAUUCCCAGUGGAAGUUACUAUGCACCCUAUGGAAUGCCUUACACAUCAAUGCCUAUGAUGAACCUUGGUUAUUACAGUCAGUACCCAGCUCCCUUGUACCUGUCGCACACACUAGGAGCGGCAUCCCCAUUCAUGAGGCCAACGGUGCCACCACCUCAGUUCCACACAAGCUCCCACGUGAAGAUGUCUGGUACGGCUAAGCAUAAAGCAAAGCAUGGGGUCCACCUGCAGGGACCUGUCGCCAUGGGCCUCGGUGACAUACAGCCAUCCCUGAAUCCUCCCAAGGCUGGCAGUACCAGUCUGUCCGGCGGUCGGCUCCACAAGAGAAAACACAAACACAAGCAUAAGCACAAGGAAGACCGGAUCUUAGGGACCCAUGACAACCUGAGUGGUCUCUUCGCAGGCAAAGCCACAGGCUUCUCCAGCCACAUCCUGAGCGAGCGACUGAGUAGUGCAGACAAGGAGCUCCCGUUAGUGAGCGAGAAGAAUAAGCAUAAAGAGAAGCAGAAGCACCAGCAUAGUGAAGCCGGCCACAAAGCCUCUAAGAACAACUUUGAGGUGGACACCCUGUCUACACUGUCACUUUCUGAUGCCCAGCAUUGGACACAGGCCAAGGACAAAGGUGACUUGAGCAGUGAGCCUGCAGACUCGUGCACAAAAAGGUACUCUGGCAGUGGUGGGGAUGGUGGCAGCACCAGAUCCGAGAGCCUGGACGUGUUCAGUGACAUGAACCCUUCGAAUGACAAGUGGGACAGUGACAUGAGCGGGAGUAAAAGGAGGAGCUACGAAGGCUUUGGGACAUACAGGGAAAAGGACAUUCAGGCCUUCAAGAUGAACCGCAAGGAGAGAAGUUCUUACGACUCCUCCCUGUCUCCAGGGAUGCCAAGUCCCCACCUAAAAGUGGACCAAACGGCACCACAUAGUAAGAACGAGGGCUCUGCGUCCACCAUGAUGACCAGGAAGAAGCCAGCCACAGUGGACAGCGUGGCAAUCCCACCGAGCCCGGUGUUAUCACUCCUUGCUGCAUCUGCAGCCACGUCUGAUGCAGCCAGCUCCUCCCUGAAGAAGCGAUUCAAGCGGCGCGAGAUCGAGGCCAUCCAGUGCGAGGUGCGCAAGAUGUGCAACUACACCAAGAUCCUGUCCACCAAGAAGAACCUGGACCACGUGAACAAGAUCCUGAAGGCCAAGCGGCUGCAGAGACAAUCAAAGACAGGCAACAACUUCGUCAAGAAGAGGAGGGGCCGUCCCCGCAAGCAGCCCACCCCGUUCGACGAGGACUCCAGGGACCAAAUGCCGGUGCUGGAAAAAUGUAUCGACCUGCCCAGCAAGCGCGGGCAGAAGCCGAGCCUGAGCCCGCUCGCGCUGGAGCCGGCGGCCGCCCAGGACACGAUCAUGGCCACCAUCGAGGCGGUCAUCCACAUGGCCCGGGAGGCGCCGCCCCUGCCGCCGCCGCCGCCGCCGCCCCUGCCCCCGCCGCCCCCGCCGCCGCCGCCGCCGCCGCCGCCGCUGCCCAAGGCCCCCCGAGGAGGCGGCAAGCGGAAACACAAACCCCCGCCUCCGGCGCAGCCCCCGCAGCAGCCGCCCCCGCAGCCGCCCCUGCCCCCGGAGGACGAGGUGAAGGCCAAGCGGCAGAGGAAGUCCCGAGGGAGCGAGAGCGAGGGCCUCCCCUAGGGUGGGGAGGGCCCACACGCCGGCGGUGCCGUGAGCCGGGGCGGGGGCCGCCCCCCGCGCCGCAGGGACGCCGACGCCCUCCUCUCGGGACGCCCGGGGUCGAGCCCUCCGGUGCUCUCGGGAGGGCCGAGCAGGGGGCCGCCGGCCGGAGCCGCGCGUCCGCGCCCCACCGCCGCACCGCGGCCCCGACCGCGCGCGCGGCGGCUGGACCCUCCGCGGGGGAGGAGACAGCGGGCGGC
Nyctereutes procyonoides (raccoon dog) is the source of this 5371-nucleotide messenger RNA. RefSeq names its product SET binding protein 1 (gene SETBP1). NCBI's taxonomy places the organism in Eukaryota, Metazoa, Chordata, Mammalia, Carnivora, Canidae. Gene Ontology annotation, molecular function: DNA binding. The record is from RefSeq and is a predicted model, not a curated record.